UAUAAAUACUCUCAUUUACCACCAUUUCAUUUCAAAAUAACCUCAACCAUCAUAUAUAAUUUUCUAUCUCACUUAAACUUCCAAACCCAAUACAACCAUCAGAUCGAAUUCAGAUUCGAUUCGAUCUGGUGGUUUGGGCGGUCUAAAUAACUCUUAAGAAGAACAACUACAAGAACUAGAACUUUUAACAGUAUCAUCAUCAAGAUGGACAAAGUGAUGAGGUUGGCAUCUGAAAAAGGUGUGGUGAUUUUCACAAAGAGUUCAUGUUGUCUAUGCUAUGCAGUUAACAUUCUGUUUCAAGAACUUGGGAUUAGGCCUAUGGUUCAUGAAAUUGAUCAAGACCCUGAAGGAAGGGAAAUGGAGAAAGCUUUGUUGAGGUUAGGUUGUACUGCACCUGUUCCUGCUGUGUUCAUUGGAGGGCAACUGAUGGGGUCCACCAAUGAAAUUAUGUCCCUUCACCUAAGUGGCUCACUCACUCAAUUGAUCAAGCCAUACCAAUCUCGUUCUAAUUGAAUCAUGAUACCUUCCUUGUUGCUGGAAGAAUAAACUGGCUUUGUGAUUUAGUACAUUACUAGUAGUGACUUUAGUAUUGUUAGUUUAUGUAGUGUUUUAUGUUUCAAGUGCUUUCUAGUAUUUAAAUAGCUAUAAUGUAAUCACAUAAAUAUUCUUAAUGAAGUUUGAUUUAUAUAUGAC
Medicago truncatula (barrel medic) is the source of this 693-nucleotide messenger RNA. RefSeq names its product monothiol glutaredoxin-S11. The coding region runs from base 205 to 513 and encodes 102 amino acids. Lineage: Eukaryota; Viridiplantae; Streptophyta; Magnoliopsida; Fabales; Fabaceae. The record is from RefSeq and is a predicted model, not a curated record. The transcript is spliced from 2 exons.